Messenger RNA from Parnassius apollo (apollo), 1341 nucleotides. The record is from the annotation of a GenBank genome assembly. NCBI's taxonomy places the organism in Eukaryota, Metazoa, Arthropoda, Insecta, Lepidoptera, Papilionidae.
AUGGACAAUGGCUUUUCAAGCAUCGUGUCGAACCAUCUGAAGGGUGUUGGAAGGUUAUUUUACCUACAUCCUCUCAAAGAAACCACGUAUGAACGACACGAGGAUGUGCCGAAUUUUUUUAGGCAGUCAUGGCCGUAUUUUUUAAUAUUCAUGAUUUUAGAGCACAUAGUUCUGAGAUUAAAAGGACGUACAGGUAUUCGCCUGAACGAUGGUAUCACUGGUAUAUCCCAUGGCAUAUUUCAAGAAUGCGGCAGAUUAGCAUGGCGCGGAGCAGAAUCUUAUUUGUACACCUGGAUAUAUACAAACUACAGAAUAUUCGAACUACCCUGGGACAACACAUUAACGUGGUACGCAGCUGCCAUAGGUGUAGACUUCUGCUACUACUGGAUGCAUCGCGCUUGCCACGAGGUCCAUAUUCUAUGGGCACAGCAUCAAGUACACCACACAUCGGAAGACUUUAAUAUGGGCGUGGGCAUUAGACAAUCAGUUGCGCAAGGAUGGUUUGGAUUUAUUUUCUACUUGCCGCUUGCAUUGGCAAUUCCGCCAGCCCAGUUCGUGAUGCACCAUCAAUUCAGCUAUCUCUACAUGUUCUGGAUACAUACGGAGGCGAUCAAAAGUCUUGGACCUUUGGAAUACAUUCUCAAUACACCUAGUCAUCACAGAGUACACCAUGGAAGCAACAAGUACUGCUUGGACGUAAAUUAUGGAGGGGUACUAAUAAUAUGGGAUAGAAUCUUCGGUACAUUCCGACCUGAGAUUGACAAGAUGCACAUAGUUUACGGUCUUAUAUAUAACCAGCCGUCAUUCAACCCAUUGUACUUGCAGUCAUUCUACACAGGGUAUGUCGUGGAGAAGUUCAAGCGUUUCAACACGUGGGGUGAUAAACUAAGAGCCAUAUUCUGGGGUCCAAGCUGGGAACCGGGUACGGCGAGACUCGGGGACGAAGAACAAAAACUUGAUAUUGAAAUAAGGGAAAAAUACGACGUGUGCCUUCCUACGUGGUGUAAUUUAUACCUGGUGACGCAUUACGCGGUCGUUUUCUACGGGUUCUUUGAUCUCACUGACAGAUACAUGGGUAUGACACCGAUAUCCGUUCUAAUAUUCGUGUUCUACAUCAUUGCAUCUCUCACUAUCAUCGGGAUGAUGUUCGAUAAUUCCAAAUACGCACCAAUUCUAGAAGUUUUACGCUGUUCCGCGUUGGCAUUCUUGACAAGAAGUGUUGCUAGCACAAACCCAGCGUUAGGAACAUCUCUUCAAAUUUUCUACGUAUUAUCCGCCAUGUUCUGGUGUUUGCAUACAUUGAAGUUAUUAGAAAUAAAAAAUAGGUCCAAGAUGGAGUAA